UUGUCAGUGUGCGACACGCCCCACCCCCGGUUCAUUCAUCAGGUGUAUUAGGUGUCAAAUCAAAGGCUCAUUUCAAUAAAUUCAUAUUCAUGCACAUUAAUAAAUUUCUGUGUUAUUUUCCUUCUAAAGAACCAUGAAUGAAAUGACUAAUCUAAUCGUGUUCCAAUGGUUAACUAGGUGACGUGAGUGUUUGUUAUCCCAGUGGUGUUUUUGCUCUGUACGAUUUUAUCGGCAUAUUUGCCAGAAAUGGCAGAAGACGAAAUUCUUUUCGAUGAUGUUUAUGAACUGUGUGAAAUAAUUGGGAAGGGUCCUUUCAGUUUAGUAAGAAGAUGUAUUCAUCGGCAGACAGGUCACCAGUUUGCUGUGAAGAUCGUAGAUGUUGCAAAGUUUACCUCGAGUCCGGGACUUAGCACCUCAGAUUUGAAGAGGGAAGCUACAAUAUGUCACAUGCUAAAGCAUCCGCAUAUCGUAGAGCUGUUAGAGACAUAUAGCUCAGAAGGAAUGCUCUACAUGGUGUUUGAAUACAUGGAUGGAUCUGACAUCUGCUUUGAGAUUGUGAGACGAGCGAUGGCAGGUUUCGUCUACAGUGAGGCAGUAGCAAGUCACUACAUGAGGCAGAUUCUCGAGGCCCUCAGAUAUUGUCAUGAGAACGACAUUAUCCACCGAGACAUCAAGCCACACUGUGUGUUGUUGGCCAGCAAGGAGAACUCUGCACCUGUCAAGCUCGGGGGCUUCGGAGUCGCCAUUCAACUUCAGGACGGGAAAGUUGUCAAUGGAGAGAGUUUUGUAUCAAUGUCUCGGCCCAAUCUUAGCCCCCAAGGCCAGCUUUAUCUCAGUUCCGAUCGAGAGGCACCUAACUGUCUUUCACUCGAUCACCUACCAGAUUUGGAGAAAAUAGAGGCAGCUGACAGUAAUGGCAGGAUCGGUACGCCGCACUUCAUGUCUCCGGAGGUGGUGGAGCGGCAGCAGUACGGCAAACCUGUAGACAUCUGGUCUGCUGGGGUGUUGCUGCACAUGCUGUUGUCUGGCACAUUACCCUUCCUGGGUACCAGGGACAGACUCUACCAGACCAUUUGCAAGGGGAAACUACAUCUUGACACUCCAUUGUGGGAAUGCAUCAGUGACAACGCCAAAGACUUGAUUCGGAGAAUGCUAGCUGUAGAUCCAAAUAAAAGGAUAACAAUACAAGAAGUGUUAAAUCAUAAAUGGCUAAGGGACAGAGACAAAGGGGCGUCUAAGGUCCAUCUAGUGGACACAGUUGAGGAGAUGAAGAAGUACAACGGACGACGGAGACUCAAGGGAGCUGUCAUGGCUGCUGUCGCCUCCCCCAAGUGGGCGACAGACCCGGGUGACCCUGACCACUUCUCAGACUACGGAGACGACGAGAUCUCAUCUGCAGCUGUCAAUAUGAUCAUCGAUUCCUUGGACGACAUUCACUGUCUUCAGGAACCUCCCUUAGACGAUCGGGAUUUUCUGCAGGCCGUCUUGGAAGAUAGACAACUUCAUGCUCUUUUGGAGCUGUACGACCGUAUCUCCAGCAAAGUUGUGAGUCCGACUCGAGCGCCACCGAGUGAUGCUGUCAUCAAGUGCCGAGAUGCGCUCGACGCUCUGCGAGACUUCGAGCAGUCCCUAUCACCGGGGGAGCUGGAACUCGAGACAAGUGGUGAGAUUGAGGAACUUCGAGAGCUUCUUACUUCUCCUCAUUUCAGGUCACUGCUGCAGGCGCACGACGUGGUCGCUCACGAGAUCUAUGGAGAAGAGGCGAUGCGGGUGACGCCUCCGCCUCUACCUUACCUCAACGGCGAUGACGAUGACCUAGAGGCUCAGGACGAUGGUGACCUGGAGAAUGUCACCCGUGUGCGCCUCGUACAGUUCCAGAAAAACACUGACGAACCAAUGGGCAUCACAUUGAAGAUGAACGAAGACGGCAAGUGUAUAGUGGCCAGGAUCAUGCAUGGAGGCAUGAUUCAUCGACAAGCCACGUUACACGUUGGGGACGAAAUCAAGGAAAUCAAUGGGAUACCUGUUGCUAACCAGUCAGUAAAUGCCUUACAAAAGAUUUUGAGAGAAGCAAGAGGGUCAGUUACGUUCAAGAUAGUGCCCUCUUACAGGAGCGCUCCCCCUCCGUGCGAGGUAAAAUUGUUCAGGAUUAAGCCUCUUCAACCGAUUAUAUUUGUCCGUGCUCAAUUUGAUUACGACCCCCUGGAGGAUGACCUCAUACCAUGUGCUCAAGCAGGAAUUGCCUUCAAAACAGGAGAUAUCCUACAAAUUAUUAGCAAGGACGACCACAACUGGUGGCAGGCGAGGAAGGACAACGCGGCCGGCUCCGCUGGACUCAUCCCCUCACCCGAGCUGCAGGAGUGGCGGACUGCGUGCGUCGCGCUCGAGAAGAGCAAAAACGAACAAGCUCUAUUUAGAGGCCUGAAAGAUGGUGACAUUGAUCCCGGAUGUUCUUCCCAUACGGAAGGAUGCGACGGGACUACAGUCAAUUGCUCAAUCUUUGGCCGUAAGAAGAAACAAUACAAGGACAAGUAUUUAGCAAAACACAACGCAGUGUUCGACCAGCUAGAUCUUGUCACUUAUGAAGAAGUUGUCAAGCUUCCAUCAUUUAUGAGGAAGACUCUAGUCCUGCUAGGAGCACACGGUGUUGGCAGAAGACAUAUAAAAAAUACGUUGAUAGCCAAACACCCCGACAAAUACGCCUACCCCAUUCCUCACACGACACGACCUCCUCGUGCUGAUGAAGAAAACGGCAGAAAUUAUUACUUUGUGUCUCACGAUGAAAUGAUGGCAGACAUUGCAGCCAACGAAUACUUAGAAUACGGGACGCAUGAAGAAGCGAUGUACGGCACAAAAUUGGAGACCAUUCGUAAAAUUCACCAAGAAGGCAAAGUUGCAAUCCUGGAUGUGGAGCCCCAAGCUCUCAAAGUGCUGAGAACAGCGGAGUUUGCCCCCUACGUUGUCUUCAUUGCAGCUCCACUACUUCAAAAUUUAGCUGAUUAUGAUGGGAGCUUAGAGCGAUUAGCCAAAGAAUCAGACUUGUUGAGACAAGCCUACGGACACUUCUUCGACCUGACAAUUGUCAACAAUGACAUCGAGGAGACCAUCUCUGCGUUAGAAAGAGCUAUCGAGAGAGUUCACACUACGGCGCAGUGGGUUCCAGUGUCCUGGGUCUACUGAACUCCACACACGGCGCAGUGGCUCUCAGUGUCCUGGGCAUUCUGAAACUAACACACGGCGCAGUGGGUUCCAGUGUCCUGGGUCUACUGAACUCCACACACGGCGCAGUGGCUCUCAGUGUCCUGGGCAUACUGAAACUAACACACGGCGCAGUGGGUCCCUGUUUCAUGGGUCUGUUGAACUCACCAGGGUUAUCCCUACCUUGUGAUACUUAAAACCGAUCAGUAGCAGUUGCUCAUACAGAAAACAAAUUAAAUUGAUUUGUCUAACCCACAUAAACUUACUACUAGUUUCAACACUAUUAAAUAUUAGCUUUGUCAGUAAAUUUGUUUAAACUUCAAAAGGGAAAAUGUAAAACCCCAAGUAGCUAUUUUAAUUUUAGUGCUGGAUCAUUGACUACAUACAUUGUGUUAGUUGAUAGAACCAUCAAGUAGGAAAGUAUAAUAAAAAUAUCAUAAAUUAAAAGUAGCCCAAUUCACCCCAGAAAGUGGAAUAACCUGGAUAUUAAUGUUGUAAUUGUUGAAAUAUUUAGAAUUUGUUGGACAUCACAAAUAGGAUUUAUACCCUAAACUUGCCCCAUUCUGCCAUUAUGAUAAACAUAAAAUAUUGUUUGCAUAGGACGAUGAAUCUGGUGCAUAUUUGCAAACAGAACAGAUGCAUACAAACAGAACUAGUAUAUCUCAUAUCUGUUGGUUAAAAUCAUAUUUAUUAUACACACUUAGUAAUUAGUGUUAUAUGAUCCUAAUAGAUACGUCAAAACUCUAGUUUGUCAAGUCAUUCCUCUUCUUUGAGAUUUAUAAACAGCAGACCAGAAUUUUUGGAAUUAUUAAUUCAUUUUUACUUUGAGACAUUCCAAAUAGAAAGACCGAGCAACUUCUACUCUUAAGUAAUACAAGGCAAGGGAAGUCAGUGUUUCAGAUAGGUAUUUCAGACUUUAAUAUUAUAAUAAAUCAAAAUACUAUUAUGUAUAUAAUAAAUAGGGUAUAAUAGCAAUGUCUAGUGUCAGAGGCAGAGUGUGGGGCAAUCUGAAGAAAGGAAUUCCUUGUU
This is a messenger RNA of Macrosteles quadrilineatus (aster leafhopper), 4227 nucleotides long. It is a transcript of the gene CASK, whose product is annotated as peripheral plasma membrane protein CASK. Gene Ontology annotation, cellular component: plasma membrane; cell-cell junction. Gene Ontology annotation, molecular function: signaling receptor binding; ATP binding; protein kinase activity. The coding region runs from base 247 to 3180 and encodes 977 amino acids. Gene Ontology annotation, biological process: protein phosphorylation; regulation of neurotransmitter secretion. Lineage: Eukaryota; Metazoa; Arthropoda; Insecta; Hemiptera; Cicadellidae. The record is from RefSeq and is a predicted model, not a curated record. The transcript has 25 exons.